Messenger RNA from Bactrocera dorsalis (oriental fruit fly), 606 nucleotides. RefSeq names its product serine-aspartate repeat-containing protein C-like. Lineage: Eukaryota; Metazoa; Arthropoda; Insecta; Diptera; Tephritidae. The record is from RefSeq and is a predicted model, not a curated record. The transcript has 2 exons. Bases 1 to 606 code for a protein of 201 amino acids.
AUGUCUGUUAAAAGUUUUCUCUGUGACGAUGGCAAUAACGAUGACGAUAAAGAUGAAGAUGACGAUGACGAUAACGAUGACGAUGCCGAUAACGAUAACGAUAAAGAUGAAGAUGACGAUGACGAUAACGAUGACGAUGCCGAUAACAAUAAUGAUGACGAUAUCGAAAAUUAUAUUUUAAACGAUAACGAUGACGAUGCCGAUAACAAUAACGAUGACGAUAUCGAAAACGAUGACGAUGCCGAUGACAAUGACGAUAACGAUAACGAUGAAGAUGAAGAUGACGAUGACAUUAACGAUGACGAUGCUGAUAACAAUAAUGAUGACGAUAUCGAAAAAUAUAUUUUAAACGAUAACGAUGACGAUACCGAUACUGAUAACGAAGACGAUGACGAUGCCGAUGAUGAUGCCGAUAACAAUAACGAUGACGAUGCCGAUAACGGUAACUGUAACGAUAUCGAUGCCGAUAAAGAUAAAGAUAAAGAUAAAGAUAAAGAUAAAGAUAACGAUGACGAUAACGAUAAAGAUAAAAAUAGAAAUAGAAAUAGAAACAGAAAUAGAUAUAAAGAUAGAGCUAAAUAUGAAUAUGUUCAACCCAAAAGAUAG